Aspergillus clavatus NRRL 1 is the source of this 1242-nucleotide messenger RNA. RefSeq names its product epoxide hydrolase family protein. The record is from RefSeq and is a predicted model, not a curated record. Gene Ontology annotation, biological process: epoxide metabolic process. Lineage: Eukaryota; Fungi; Ascomycota; Eurotiomycetes; Eurotiales; Aspergillaceae. Gene Ontology annotation, molecular function: epoxide hydrolase activity. Bases 1 to 1242 code for a protein of 413 amino acids. The transcript is spliced from 6 exons.
AUGUCUAUCCCAUACAGCAAGCUUCCUCCCUCUGCAAAGAUCUCCCCGGAUCCAUUCCAUGUAGACAUUCCGGAUGAGAACAUCUCCGAAUUCAAAGCGCUGGUGAAGUUGUCUAAGCUUGCACCACCUACGUACGAAGACUUGCAACAGGAUCGUCGAUAUGGAGUUACAUCAGACUGGCUGAACACCAUGCGAGAGAAGUGGUUGAAUAGCUAUGACUGGAGAGAGACUGAAACUCGGAUCAAUGGCUUUCCUCAGUUCACAACCAAGAUUGAGGAUGUCACACUGCAUUUCGCAGCCUUGUUCUCCGAGAAGGCAGACGCGAUUCCCGUGAUUCUGCUUCACGGAUGGCCUGGAAGUUUCCUUGAGUUUCUCCCUAUUCUCAAGUUGUUCAAGGAGGAAUACGCUCCCGACACAUUGCCUUUCCAUUUGAUUGUUCCAUCACUCCCUGGCUAUGGAUUCUCCUCCGGUCCUCCCUUGGACAGAGAAUACACGAGUUUUGACGUUGCCCGCGUAUUCGAUCAAUUGAUGAAAGGUCUCGGAUUUGAAGCCGGUUAUGUAACCCAAGGAGGAGACAUUGGAAGCCGGUUGUCGAGGGUGCUUGCCGUGGAGUUUGAAAGCUGCAAAGUGAAUUUCUGUACCAUUCCACGCCCUCAGGGCUCGACAGAUGAGAACCUGACCGACACUGAGAAGCGAGGAGUUGAGAGACUGGAUAAGUUCAUGACAACGGGUACUGCGUAUGCGAUUGAACAAGGCACUAGACCAAGCACUAUUGGCCAUAUACUGUCGACCAAUCCUAUGGCUUUGCUGGCGUGGGUUGGUGAGAAGUUCUUGGAUUGGGUGGAUGAUCCUCUCCCAUCGGAAACGAUCCUGGACUUUGUCUCGUUGUACUGGUUCACUGAGACGUAUCCGCGGGCCAUCUAUUUCUACCGCGAGGACUUCCCACACAGAAGAUUCACAUCUGAGUUGAAUGGCCGGUACUUCAUCCAUAAACCAUUUGGGUUCUCCUAUUUCCCCAAGGAACUCUACCCUGCCCCCAGGCCCUGGAUAGCCACUACAGGGAACUUAGUCUUCUUUCAGGAUCAUCAGAAGGCAUGGACCUCGAUCCCUUUUAGAAGUUUCCAGCUGACCAAUUUCACGCAGGGUGGCCAUUUUGCGGCGCUUGAGCGGCCACAGGACCUGAAGAAAGAUUUGACGGAGUUUAUCGAGCAGGUUUGGCCAGGUAUUGCACCCUCCAAGUAG